Messenger RNA from Setaria italica (foxtail millet), 1137 nucleotides. RefSeq names its product putative vesicle-associated membrane protein 726. The record is from RefSeq and is a predicted model, not a curated record. Gene Ontology annotation, cellular component: membrane. Gene Ontology annotation, biological process: vesicle-mediated transport. Bases 131 to 793 code for a protein of 220 amino acids. The transcript is spliced from 6 exons. Lineage: Eukaryota; Viridiplantae; Streptophyta; Magnoliopsida; Poales; Poaceae.
UCCGCCACCCUCCAAACAUCGCAACCUCCCCACGUCCUCCUCCACCACCACUCCCACACGGCCACACCCCUUCGCUCCGCCACCUCCGAGACUCCCCCGCGCAGGCCGGCGUCGGUGCGUGGUCGGAGAGAUGGGGCAGCAGCGCACGCUGGUGUACAGCUUCGUGGCGCGGGGCGCCGCCGUGCUAGCGGACCACGCCGAGGUCUCCGGCAACUUCGCCUCCGUCGCCGCGCAGUGCCUGCAGAAGCUCCCCGCCAACAACAAUCGCUUCACCUACAACUGCGACGGGCACACGUUCAACUACCACGUCCAUGAUGGAUUCACAUACUGCGUUGUUGCUACUGAAGCUGCUGGCCGGCAGCUUCCAAUUGGCUUCAUUGAGAGGGUUAAGGAAGAUUUUUCCAAGAAAUAUAGUGGAGGGAAAGCCAGAAGUGCUACUGCCAACGGCCUCAAGCGAGAAUAUGGGCCUAAACUUAAAGAGCACAUGAGGUACUGUGACCAGCACCCUGAGGAGAUUGACAAGCUUGCAAAAGUGAAGGCUCAGGUCACAGAGGUCAAGGGAGUAAUGAUGCAAAACAUCGAAAAGGUCCUAGAUCGUGGUGAGAAAAUUGAACUGCUCGUUGAUAAAACAGAGGACCUACGGUCGCAGGCACAAGACUUCAGGCAACAGGGGACAAAGAUACGGCGAAAGAUGUGGUGGGAGAAUAUGAAGAUGAAGCUCAUUGUUUUCGGCAUUGUGGUUGCCCUGAUCCUCCUCAUUGUCUUGACAGUUUGCAAGGACUUCAAUUGCUGAUAAGAAGGAAACACAGGGAAGAAAAGGAAAACAACCACGUAGGGAGUGCAUUACCAUCACACCAUAGGACCAGAAUCCAUAUCCGCGGUGUGAUGUUGACAUUGAUCACAUUGUCCUUAGUUGUGUCUAGAUCUUUGGGCUCAAAGUUAUUACAGAGCUCUUUCUAUUAUUCUUAAUAAUUGUAAUAGUAGUAUAUUGUUGUGAAUUGUAAAUCGGAUAUGGUAUUCUCUGUGACUCAGUGCAGAGAUUGCUCAUGCAGUUGGCUUCCGAGUCGGUGACACUUAGUUGCCUUAUUAUGUUUUAUAAGAUAUUUAUUGGUAGGGACCAUACAUAGGUGAACCGCA